Spizellomyces punctatus DAOM BR117 is the source of this 1491-nucleotide messenger RNA. RefSeq lists its product as uncharacterized. Bases 1 to 1491 code for a protein of 496 amino acids. The transcript has 8 exons. Gene Ontology annotation, molecular function: catalytic activity. NCBI's taxonomy places the organism in Eukaryota, Fungi, Chytridiomycota, Chytridiomycetes, Spizellomycetales, Spizellomycetaceae. The record is from RefSeq and is a predicted model, not a curated record.
AUGCCCCCCACCAAACAUGCUGAACCCGCAGAGCCCUACGACCUCUUGUCACCAAUCGUCCGCGUAACAGACUGGUGCCUUUCAUGGCGCCCAGUUCGUUACCUCGUCCUCAUUAGUCUCCAACCCUUAGUGGUUGGUAGAUACAUUUACGAGCGGACAGCACCCAAGCGAUUUGUUUCGACCGCGUUGGGAAUGUCUGGGAGCCCAAAGAAGGGGAGACAACGAACAAGCUCGACUGAUUCGCAUUCUAGCGAUGUGAGCGUCGGGGAUAGACGACGGAGUAGAGUGCGAACAAAGUUUCAUCGUAACUCUGUGACAGGAGCAAGUGAUUUGGGGAGCGAGACGAGCGGCUCUGUUUACAGUGUUGCUUCAACUAUACCCGCUUCUUUACCCCCAAUAAACCGAAUGGCUGUCCUUCGGACACCUGACUCUUGCUUUAAAGAUCUGGAUCAGUUCUUUCCUUACAUUCCACAUUAUUUCAAAGUGGGUCCAAUGAGAGUCCAUUACGUGGACGAGUACAUCCCGUCGCAAUCUGCGAAUGGUUUGCCAAGUAAAACUGUCGUGCUACUCCACGGAGCAUUGACGUGGAGUUACUUGUAUCGUAAAAUGAUAACGCCACUUAUACAGGCUGGCGUGCGCGUGAUUGCGCUAGACUUGCCUGGCCACGGAAAAUCUGACAAGCUCACCUCUUCAAAUACGUCCCUCCUUCACCUUCAAGUGGCAGCAGUCCGUCAUUUUCUCACUACCUUUUUUACACCGGAGAUGGAUGUGACGUUGGUUGCCCAUGGUUGGGGAGGCACGGUCGCGUCGAUUACGUUGGCGGAGAUGGGCGAAUUUCAGAAUAGGGUGACGCGGCUGGUGCUGAUGAAUACAUUUCUACCUCCGCACCAGGAGGAAAGUACUGGGCGUGAAAUCGAGAAUUCGCUGCUGGCAGCCACGUGGUUUUAUUGCUUCCGUACGAUAACGUCCGUGUCGACCAUGAUACGGAGUGCUUCUGCGAUAUCUACUCGCAAGUCGAUUGGUGUUACUGAAUCAAGAGGAUAUGAUGCGCCGUAUCCAACUCUCAACCACCGUCUAGCACCUUCGGCUCUCCCCAGGAUUCUUCCCUUGCCACUCUUCUCCGACCCUCUCAUCCUCCGCAUACGUGAAUUGGCACCUUUUUUGAACAAAACACCAAUGAUUCGCGAAUUGUUUACAAACAACGCUGAUGUGGAGGUGGAGACCGAAAAGGCAAAAUUAUUUUUGGCAGAUUAUGCAAAAAGGGUUAGGACGUGGGUUGAUGGGCGGAUUGGCGGUGCGAAUAUCGUGAGAGCGAGAGAAAGGGCGUUGGUUAUUUGGGGCCGCCAAGACCGUCUGUGGGGUGGAUUGGGAACGUGGUUUGCCGACUUGAUGGGAUGCCGAUGUGUUUACUUGGAUGGGGCCGGCCAUUACCUUCCCGAAGACGAUCCAACUGGCGUCGUGCAACAUCUUUUGGAGUUUAUAAAGAAUUAG